This is a messenger RNA of Acanthamoeba castellanii str. Neff, 294 nucleotides long. RefSeq lists its product as uncharacterized. The transcript has a single exon. Lineage: Eukaryota; Discosea; Longamoebia; Acanthamoebidae. The coding region runs from base 1 to 294 and encodes 97 amino acids. The record is from RefSeq and is a predicted model, not a curated record.
AUGCAGCGAGCAGUUGGCCUCCGAAGCCAGUUCCUCGUCGCGAAGAACUCGACCGCCGCCCUUCCGCUCUGGGCGCGGCGCUCGUUCGUGUCCGAGGCCCACAUCCAGGCCGAGCUGGAGGCGGCGCGUCGGGUCAAGGCCCUCGAAGAGAAAAACGCCCGGGAUCGGGCGACCAUGCUGAGCACUACGCCCGCGCCCCCACAGGGCAAGCGAAGCGACGAGGCCCCGGGCCAGCCCGCCCGUUUGCCCUCCGCCGAAAACAACCACCAGCCCGCGCGACCCAGCGCCCAGUAA